AUGAUGAUAAACCAACAUCGACAACUUUUCAUCGUUCUUAUCAUUUUCCAUUUAUCACUUACUGCAACUUCUUAUCCGUUCUUUGGUAACAAUGGUUUUCAAUUAGUGCAAAGCAGGAAAUGUCUUGGUGGCAAAAUAUUUGAAGUCCAUAACGUUCAGGAUAAUGAACAAUGCUUACAAGCAUGUAUGUAUUACAAUGGUGUUGCAUUCAAUAUUAUUCAAUUAGGAGAAUUUGAAUUUAUGUGUGAAAUUUUAGGUACCAUGAGUGGUAUAAUAGCACAACCAGGUGUUGCAUGUUAUUAUCUUAUUGCAUAA
Molecule: messenger RNA, 315 nt
Organism: Loa loa (African eye worm)
Lineage: Eukaryota; Metazoa; Nematoda; Chromadorea; Rhabditida; Onchocercidae
Exons: 3
Coding region: 1-315 (104 amino acids)
Source: RefSeq, a predicted model, not a curated record